GAGUACGAGCCCGAGAUGGGGAAGGUUUAUCGCAGUGACCGCAAGGCCGUGCAGAGGAUCAAGGCCAGGGACCUGGUGCCAGGGGACAUCGCCGAGGUGGCAGUUGGGGACAAGGUCCCAGCCGAUAUCCGGAUCAUCUCCAUCAAAUCCACAACUCUGAGGGUGGACCAGUCCAUCCUUACUGGUGAGUCGGUGUCGGUGAUCAAGCACACGGACCCGGUGCCCGACCCCCGCGCCGUCAACCAGGACAAGAAGAACAUGCUGUUCUCGGGCACCAACAUCGGCGCCGGCAAAGCCGUGGGCAUCGUGGUGGCCACGGGCGUGAACACGGAGAUCGGCAAGAUCCGGGACGAGAUGGCGGCCACGGAGCAGGACAAGACUCCGCUGCAGCAGAAGCUGGACGAGUUCGGCGAGCAGCUCUCCAAGGUGAUCUCGCUCAUCUGCGUGGCCGUCUGGGCCAUCAACAUCGGCCACUUCAACGACCCCGUGCACGGCGGCUCCUGGAUCCGCGGCGCCAUCUACUACUUCAAGAUCGCCGUCGCCCUGGCCGUGGCCGCCAUCCCCGAAGGCCUUCCGGCCGUCAUCACCACCUGCCUGGCGCUGGGCACUCGUCGCAUGGCCAAGAAAAACGCCAUCGUCCGGAGCCUGCCGUCCGUGGAGACCCUGGGCUGCACCUCGGUCAUCUGCUCGGACAAGACCGGCACGCUGACCACCAACCAGAUGUCCGUCUGCAAGAUGUUCAUCAUGGACAAGGUCGAGGGUGACGUUUGCUCGCUCAACGAAUUCUCCAUCACCGGCUCCACCUACGCGCCCGAGGGGGAAGUGUUGAAGAACGACCGUCCGGUCAAGGCCGGGCAGUUCGAUGGCCUGGUGGAGCUGGCCACGAUCUGCGCGCUCUGCAACGACUCCUCGCUGGACUACAACGAGUCCAAAGGUGUGUACGAGAAGGUGGGCGAGGCCACGGAGACGGCGCUCACCUGUCUGGUGGAGAAGAUGAACGUGUUCAACACCGACGUCAGGAACCUGAGCAAGGUGGAGCGCGCCAACGCCUGCAACGCUGUGAUCAAGCAGCUGAUGAAGAAGGAGUUCACUCUGGAGUUCUCCCGGGACCGGAAGUCCAUGUCGGUUUUCUGCUCCCCGGCCAAGGCCUCGCGCGCCGCCGUGGGCAACAAGAUGUUCGUCAAGGGCGCCCCCGAGGGGGUCCUGGAGCGCUGCAGCCACGUUCGGGUGGGCACAGCGCGGGUGGCGCUGACGGCGGCGGUGAAGGAGAAGAUCCAGGGCGUGAUCCGCGAGUGGGGCACGGGCCGGGACACGCUGCGCUGCCUGGCGCUGGCCACGCGCGACGCGCCCCCCAAGAGGGAGGACAUGGCCCUCGAGGACUCCUCCAAGUUCGCCGAGUACGAGACCGACCUCACCUUCGUGGGCUGCGUGGGGAUGCUGGACCCUCCCCGCAAGGAGGUCAUGGGCUCCAUCCGGCUGUGCCGCGACGCCGGCAUCCGCGUCAUCAUGAUCACGGGCGACAACAAGGGCACGGCCAUCGCCAUCUGCCGCCGCAUCGGCAUCUUCGGCGAGGACGAGGAGGUCACCGGCCGGGCCUACACCGGCCGCGAGUUCGACGACCUUCCCCUGUCGGAGCAGCGCGAGGCCUGCCGGCGCGCCUGCUGCUUCGCCCGCGUCGAGCCCGCGCACAAGUCCAAGAUCGUGGAGUUCCUGCAGUCCUUCGACGAGAUCACCGCCAUGACCGGCGACGGCGUCAACGACGCGCCGGCGCUGAAGAAAGCCGAGAUCGGCAUCGCCAUGGGCUCGGGCACGGCCGUGGCCAAGACGGCGUCGGAGAUGGUGUUGGCCGACGACAACUUCUCCACCAUCGUGGCGGCCGUGGAGGAAGGCAGGGCCAUCUACAACAACAUGAAGCAGUUCAUCCGCUACCUCAUCUCCUCCAACGUGGGCGAGGUCGUCUGCGGAUGGGUUCGGGCCGCUUUGGGCUGGUUUGGGCCAGUUUGGGCCAGUUCGUGCCACUUUGGGACGGUUCAGGCCAGUUCAG
Molecule: messenger RNA, 2044 nt
Organism: Cinclus cinclus
Lineage: Eukaryota; Metazoa; Chordata; Aves; Passeriformes; Cinclidae
Product: sarcoplasmic/endoplasmic reticulum calcium ATPase 1
Exons: 13
Biological process (GO): calcium ion transmembrane transport; intracellular calcium ion homeostasis
Cellular component (GO): membrane
Molecular function (GO): P-type calcium transporter activity; ATP binding; ATP hydrolysis activity
Source: RefSeq, a predicted model, not a curated record